This is a messenger RNA of Austrofundulus limnaeus, 2683 nucleotides long. Its product is annotated as CD209 antigen-like protein E. Lineage: Eukaryota; Metazoa; Chordata; Actinopteri; Cyprinodontiformes; Rivulidae. The transcript has 6 exons. The record is from RefSeq and is a predicted model, not a curated record. The coding region runs from base 480 to 1403 and encodes 307 amino acids.
UCUUGGAAGAAACCAGGAUAAUAAGAGUUACAACUUUUCAUUUCCCUUUGGGAUUAAUAAAGUAUUUUUGAAUUAAAUUGAAUGAACUACAUUUACAGUCAAGAUUUCUGACUGAAUUUAUGAAUUCAGUCUUAAAUGUUGAGUAGCUGUGUGAUUCACAACACAUACUCUGAGCACCAACACAUCUUGCAAGAUAGGAUCGCAUUAGACUAUACAAUAAUUUUAUGUUUUCAAGAUUUGACCAAAACAACUCUAAUGUCCCUCGUCUUCAUAAGAUGACCUUCAUUUAAAGCUGAAGGGAAAAAGUGAUCCAAAGUGUUUUUAAGGAACUACUGUAUGCAAUGGCUCUAAGAGGAAGGACUCAAAUAGUUUUUCUUUGGAAAAUUGCUCAAAAGUAUUUUCACUUCCCUGAAAUUGAGACCUGAUUUCACCUUUUGCUGCUGUCUUUGCACACAACAGAUUACAACUGAACAGCGAUAAUGGAGGCGAGAGAACUCCAAGGCUGUGACUCUGAUGGUGGAUUUAACACGCUGGUUUGUCAAGAGGACUUCCGUGAUGACGAGCUGAAAACUUACAGCCAGUCCAACCAAAACAAACUGCAAGUGUCUUUGUUCAGCAUGAGUCAAGGGAGAAGCUGCAGACUGACGGCAGGAAUCCUGAUGCUUCUAGCUGCUGUUCUGCUUAUAGUUGAYAUCAGCCUGGGUGUACAUUACAACAAACUCACAGAUACCCACCUCAUACUCGAAGACACUGAACGCAUCGGCAAAGAGCUGGGCGAGCUCCAGGGGACUUACAAGACUGCGAUCGAAGCUAUGAAGGGCGCCCACAUGCAGCUGGACAGUGAGAUGAGCCGUCAGCAGCAAACCAACUGGGAAGUGGAGCAUCAGAAAAAAAGAAGCCAAGACUACGUCGUGCAGAUUGAUACCGUGACAAAGGACAUUGCAAACCUGAAAACACACUUACCAAAGAUUACUGACGGCUGCAAACACUGCCCUGUAGGAUGGUUCUUGACGAGUUCAGUGUGUUACUACUUCUCUUCCCCUGACCGUGACGGUCGCAAAACGUGGCAAAAAGCCCAAGAGUUUUGCCAAAUACAGGGAGGAGACCUUCUGAUCAUUGACAGCAAAGAUAAAGAGAAUGCAACUGUAAGUCACUUGUUAAAUCACCAAGUCAAUGAAGCCUUCUGGAUCGGGUUGAAAGACUCUCAGGAGGAAGGAACCUGGAAGUGGGUGGAUGGAACAGAGCUCGAUGAAACGUACUGGAGGGACGGAGAACCAAACGACGCCCAAUAUGAUGAAGACUGUGCAGGAAUCAUUCCUGAAAUAAACUUCUUUAAGGCUUGGAAUGAUAUGAAUUGUAAAGUUGUACUAAAUUUUAUUUGUGAAAAAGCACAAACGAGUUAAGCUUUAGUUGCUGAGGGAAACAUAUGCUCAAUUUUAUCAUUAUCUGUACUUAAAAGUGAAACAUGAAGCAGUUAUGUUCAGAAGCUGCUUCACUGUAUCUGGCAAUGUCUAAAUGUAUGUGGGGUAAAAUCAAAUCUCAAGACUAUCAAGGCAUUCUGAAGUAAAAUUGUAUGCCAGGGUAAGAAAGAUCUGCAAUUUGUUGAAGUUUGUUUCAGGUCUGAAAGCAAACUUUUCUAAAUGAGAGAUGACAAUACAUCUUAAAACCUGAAAUGUAUAUUUUACUCUAAAUUAUAAAGUUCUGACAAACUUACAAAAGUAAUUUAAAGGUGACCCUUAAAAAAUGAUCUACUUUGGUCUGGGGGAGGUGAAGAGGAUCAGGAGUGUUUGGAAUAAACAGCAGUUCAGACUUUUUCAUGUUGUUUCAUUUCUUUGGCUCUGAAAACAAAUAAAUCUCUUUUGUCUAAGUUGAAAAAAAACUUCAAUUUUUAGUUGGUUAAAACCCUAUARAGACACGGCGAAAGUUUGUGUCCAGUUUCCUUUAAUAAUAAUCAUAGCUUUGCCUAAAAGUGACCCUGACCCAAGGUGUGGCUAAACUUUACACUAAAACAUUUACACACAAACAUACACCACAAGUUUGCAUUUCUAUUCUUAUUAGGRYYGUGCAUUYACUUCCAUUCAUUUUCAGCAGCCUAACCCUGACCUUUACUCUAGACCCAACCACCUCCAGUAACCCUAACCAUGACCUAAACCCUAUAAACUCAAUUCAUACCUUAGCCCUUAGCSUAACCUUUAAACUAACAAUUAUGUUCCAGCAAAUUAAAACAGGCUUUAGUCCCAAACAGGACUGGUAAAAAUAGGGUGAGAAAAUGUCCACACCCUAAAAGCUCGGUCCACAUGUGUUUCUGCGCAAUUAGUCCACUUUCUUUUUUACCAUGAUCAAACCCACACAUACGUGUUUGUUCCUCUUCUUUUUUUUGCCACUUCAGUAGAAAGCAGAAAUGAAUAUCAGUUUCUUAACUUCUUCAUCAUCCAUGACCUUUUUUAAGAAGAAAAAGUAAGAGAAGAAAAAACAAAGAGUGAAAUGUAAUAGAAAAGAGUGAAAGAGAGAUUAGAAGAUAUGUGUGAUAUAUAUAGAGAAACCACAAGACAACACACCCGACAUCAUGGCUGUAGACCUACGGAAACAGAGAUAACAAAAACACAGCAACAAAAAUGCAUAUCUAUACAAUUAUAAUGAUUAUAGCCCACCAGGUAGCAAAAACAUGUACACACACACACAC